Molecule: messenger RNA, 1125 nt
Organism: Ostreococcus tauri
Lineage: Eukaryota; Viridiplantae; Chlorophyta; Mamiellophyceae; Mamiellales; Bathycoccaceae
Product: P-loop containing nucleoside triphosphate hydrolase
Exons: 2
Coding region: 1-1125 (374 amino acids)
Biological process (GO): cytoplasmic translation
Cellular component (GO): cytoplasm
Molecular function (GO): GTPase activity; GTP binding
Source: RefSeq, a predicted model, not a curated record
AUGAGCGCGACGGAAAUCAUGGAGAAGAUCGCCGUCAUCGAGCUGGAGAUCUCGCGGACGCAGAAGAAUAAGGCCACGGCGACGCACCUGGGGUCGCUUCGAUCGAAGAUUGCGAAAUUACAGCGAGAGUUGAUCGAGUCGAGCGCGUCGAAGGGUGGACCCAAAGGCGAGGGCUUCGACGUCACGAAGACGGGCGAUUGUCGCGUCGGGUUGGUUGGAUUUCCGUCGGUCGGGAAGUCGACGCUGUUGACGAAGCUCACCGGGGUGUUUUCGGAGGCGGCGGCGUACGAGUUCACGACGCUGACGUGCGUUCCGGGUGUGAUUAAAUACAGAGGCGCGCGCAUUCAGCUUCUGGAUCUCCCGGGGAUCAUCGAGGGUGCGAAAGAUAACAAGGGUCGCGGUAGACAAGUGAUCUCGACGGCGCGCACGUGCGAUGUGAUCAUCAUCGUCCUCGACGCGCUCAAGCCGUUUACGCACCGCAAGUUGAUCGAACACGAAUUGGAGGGCGUAGGGAUUCGUCUCAACAAGAAGCCGCCGGCGAUCGUGUUCAACAAGAAGGAAAAAGGUGGCAUCGCGUUCUCGCCCAAUCCCAACGGGCCGACGACCUUCUUGGAUGAAGAGACUGUGAAGGCGAUUCUCGCGGAAUACAAGAUUCACAACGCUGACGUCAAGCUCUUCGACGAUUGCACCGACGAGGAUCUCAUCGACGUCAUCGAAGGGAACCGCAUCUAUACUCCCGCCGUGUACGCGGUGAACAAAAUGGACUCCGUGUCGCUCGAAGAGCUCCAGCUCAUGGAUGAUAUGAAGCACUACGUCAUGACGUCGUCCGAAAAGGAGUGGAACUUGGACGGAUUGUUGGAGAAGGUUUGGGAGUAUCUCGAUUUGAUUCGCGUGUACACCAUGCCUCGGGGCACUACGCCGAACUUUGACGAACCGAUCAUCUUGCACAAAAAAGCGUGCACCGUGGAGGACUUCUGUAACAAGCUCCACAAGACGAUCAUCCGCACGUUUAAGCACGCGUUGAUUUGGGGCACGAGUUCAAAGCACCGACCCCAGCGCGUGGGUAAGGAUCACGUUCUCGAGGACGAAGACGUGGUCCAAAUCCAAAAGGCGCACGGCACAUAG